AUGGGUCAGAUAUCAAGCAUUCUAACACGCCGAAAUGGACACAUACGAGGAAAUGCGGCUGAAGCAGAAGAUCCCGAACAGCAAUUAACAUUCUCAAACACACCAGAGGGAUCUUACUUCGGAACACAUUUUUUGAUGUGUGGAUGUUUGUUUAAGUUGGCAAAACCGGAAGCUUAUUUAUUUGGAGAAAAUAGUGAUUUGGAUCUUCUAGGCACAAAAGCAUCAAACUUUCCAUAUCCUAUUGGACCAUUGGGUAAUGAUGAAAUACGCCCGCUAAAUCUGUUAAUUAACAUUCGGAAGGAAUCUGUAAAAUUUCAACGUGUAAAACUCGAAGACGGCUCAUUCGACCCGAAUUUGUACCAGUUAAAUUUUGUAUUCGACAGCGAUUGUCCUUGUUCGGUUCAAGUGCAUUUCAAUGCUCGAGAAUCUGUUCAAAACGGAGAAAUGAGAUUCAUAUACAGAAAUAGAAGAGCUUUGUGCUCCGAGCAGUAUCACUUCGAUAUGGGAAGUGAUCAGCAAUUCAACAGUUUUGUCUUUGAUUCUUCACAGUGGGAUCUAAAUGAUAUGUCAUAUACUUCUGGUUUAAUUUUCCCAGUUGUCAUUGCCAUUCAAACGGAAGGUGUUGAAAAAGCGCAGUUGCAAACUACACUUUGCACAAUGGAGAUUGCUAACGAUAGUAGCAAGUCGAUUGUUCUCAAACCGCUUCGUCAAAAGAUUGUCUGCGAUGGAGUAUCCUAUCUUUUACAAGAAAUCUUUGGAAUUGAGAACAAAGAUACGUUUGAUGACGCUGACGAUGGAGGAUUAGAAUGCAUUAUUUGUCUCUCUGAGAUUCGUGAUACGGUUAUUCUUCCAUGCAGGCAUUUAUGCAUUUGUGGAAAUUGUGCAGAUAAUCUUAGAAAUAAGUUAAACAAUUGCCCAAUUUGCCGAUCGCCAUUCAAAGCAUUGAUUAGAUUGCGAGCUCAUCGUCAAACCAGAACUCAAAUAUUUGAGACUGUUAGCGUUGUUGAGGGUCUGAAUGGCCUGCACGGAUUAACCUCUGGUGACGGAAAUUCAUCGGAUGAAUGUGCAGCUAGACAGAGACAUUCAACUCGAAGCAGAACCGCAUUACACCAAGUUUUAACUUUGGAGGAGAUCGGCGACAAUGAAAUCCAAUGCGGAGAAUGCAUUGAAAUGACCUAUAUCACAAAUGAGACUGUUGAUGAUUCCUACGUUGAUGAAGAAGAGUUGAAUGAAGCUCCUAAGAAAAUAUCUUGCUCAGAUCAACCAAGCAGGAGCGAUAAAAUUCUAACUGCUGAGGAUUCCGAAGAAGUUCAAGAUGACGAAUGCUCGAACCCCGAUGCUAACUCAGAUAACGAAAUCGUUUUGGGCAAAAAGGAAAACAGAAGAUCCGCUGAGACAAGCCUUCGGGAUUCCUCAUCAAAGCUUCUGGGCAGCUCGGACAAUAAAUAA
Molecule: messenger RNA, 1449 nt
Organism: Caenorhabditis bovis
Lineage: Eukaryota; Metazoa; Nematoda; Chromadorea; Rhabditida; Rhabditidae
Source: the annotation of a GenBank genome assembly